GAGCAUUCUCUGAUUUUGUUGUCUAGAGCGAGCGGCGAUUUGCGAACUGGUCUCCUUCUGAUUCUCUGUGUCUCCGGAAGGUAUCAAAGAUGGCUGAGCGACUGUUACAAUCUUUUAAAAGGGUGGCUGGCUUAUGUCAUCCGGAUUGCGUCAAAGCAAACAAUGAGAUAGAAGAUUACGAUGCGUCUCAGUCUGCAGCUUUGGUAGCCGUGAAUCUGAUUAGCUCAGCACGGCUUGUGCUCAAGCUCGACACUGAGUUUACUGAGUACUCAGCUCAGUUUUUGAUGGAUAACGCUGGAAAAGAAGAAGUGCCAGGAGAAAUGGAUCAGGAACGCUGUCAGGUCACUACCGAAAACUGCCUUCGGUACUUGGCUGAAAAUGUUUGGACCAAGAAGGAACAUGGGCAGGGAGAAAUGGAUCGGCAAGGCUGUCAGCUCACUGUUAAGGACUGCCUCGAACUUGCUUUUAAAAAAGGGCUACCGAGAAGAGAACAUUGGGCUCAUUUGGGAUGUACGUUCAAGGCUCCCCCAUAUGCGUGUCAGAUCCCUCGCGUUCCCAUGAAAGGAGAAGUGAUUGAGGCUAAGACUUAUGAUGAAGGAUUCAAGCUGUUGGAGCAUCAACCAGUGGCAGCUAAACUGCAUUUGUUCAGUCCGCAGAUUGUUCUUGUUGGAGAGGGAAUUUACGAUGGCCCCGCGUCAGGUGGACGUAUAACACGUUAUGUUGGACUUAGGGAUGUGCUUAUAGCUUCAGUGGAGGAGUUCGAGGGAGAUACUGUUGCGGUCGUGAAGAUAUGCUACAAGAAGAAGACUUCAUUUAUCAAAGUAUCGUUGACUCGCAUGUUCCUCUCAAUACCAAAAAAUGGUGACGACUCUCAGGCCAUAGAGCCAACGGGUCUGCUUAUCUAUCAACUAAACAAGAGUGCUUAGAUCUUGGUAAGUAUCUGGAGCACUAUAUGCUCUAGUUCUGGAACAUGUUUGUGGUCCUAUAUUAAGGAUGUUUUGUGAGACUUAUGUUCUGUUUAAGAAGUUGAGUAUCCUGAAAACCUUAUGUUUGUUGUGGAACCAUGUUUGUGGUCUUAAAUUAAAGAUUGGUUUAUGAGACUUUUA
Camelina sativa (false flax) is the source of this 1106-nucleotide messenger RNA. RefSeq names its product protein HEAT-INDUCED TAS1 TARGET 4-like. NCBI's taxonomy places the organism in Eukaryota, Viridiplantae, Streptophyta, Magnoliopsida, Brassicales, Brassicaceae. The record is from RefSeq and is a predicted model, not a curated record.